AUGGAGGAGCUGGGCCGCCCCUCGGAGCUGGCGUUCCUGCUGGAGCCGGCGGACGUGAUCGCGGUGCGGGACCGGCCCCUGGUGCUGCACUGCCGGGUGGAGGGGGAGCCGCCCAUCAGCAUCACCUGGCACAAGGACGGGGCCCCGCUGGGCAGCGGCAGCCACACGGCCGUGCUGGCCAAUGGCUCGCUGCGCAUCGAGAGCUUCCACCGCCGGCCCCGGGGCGGGGACGCCGCCAACCAGACCAGCGUGGGCGACUACAGCUGUGCCGCCCAGAACCGCGACGGGCUGCUGGUCAGCCGCAAGGCCCGUGUGCAGCUCGCCACCCUGUCCAAGUUCCACAUGCAUCCAGAGUCCAUGGCGGUGGAGGAAGGCGGCGUCGCCCGGUUCCAGUGCCUCAUCCAGGGCGUGCCCGAGGCCACCAUCACCUGGGAGCGCAACCGCACGGCCCUGCCGCCCGGCGACCACCGGUUCACCCUGCUGCCGGCCGGUAUCCUGCACAUCACCGGGGUGCGUCGAGCCGACGUGGGCUCCUACCGCUGCGUGGCCACCAACAUCGCCAACAGCCGCUGCAGCCAGGAGGCCCAGCUGGCCAUCAGCGUCUCAGCCCCCAAACUCUACAAGGAGCCCAUGAUCCUGUCGGGCCCCCAGAACCUGACCAUCACGGUGCACCAGACGGCUGUCCUGGAGUGCAUUGCCACCGGCAACCCGCGGCCCAUCGUCUCCUGGAGCCGGCUCGAUGGCCGCUCCAUCGGCGUGGAGGGGAUCCAGGUGCUGGGAACUGGCAACCUCAUGAUCUCGGACGUCUCCGUGAAACACGCCGGAGUCUACGUGUGCGCUGCCAACCGGCCGGGCACCCGCGUGCGCCGCACGGCCCAGGGCAUCCUCAUGGUGCAGGCCCCCCCGGAGUUCGUGCAGUGGCCCCAGUCGAUGUCCAAGCCGCUGGGCAGCAGCGCCAUCUUCACCUGCGUGGCGCAGGGCGUCCCCGAGCCCCACCUCGUCUGGCUGAAGAACGGCAAGAUCCUGGCGCCGGGCGAGAACAUCAAACUCACCCACAACAACAGCACCCUGCUGAUCCAGGGGCUCGCGGUGGAGGAUGAAGCGAUCUACCAGUGCAUCGCUGAGAACAGCGCGGGCACCAACCAGGCCAGCGCCCGCCUGGCCGUCACCCUGGCCCAGGAGCUGCCCAGCUCCCCCGAGGGCGUCCGGGCCGCCGCGCUCUCCCCCACCUCCAUCCAGGUGUCCUGGCAGGAGCCCCCCCCAGAGGUGACCGAGGGGCUCAUCGGCUACGUGGUGCACAUCCGCAGGGUGGGAGAGUCCGACAGCCGGGACCUGCAGGAGGCUGUGAGCAAAACCACCUUCCAGCACCUCUUCAGCGGCCUGGCGCCCGCCACCACCUACUGCAUCCGCCUGCGCGCCUCUUCGCCGCUGGGGGCCAGCCAGGACUCGGAGCCCGUCCUGGCCACCACCUUGGGCAGCAUCCCCGCAGCCCCCGGCUUCUUCACCAAGGUGCUCAACGCCAGCGCGGUGCAGGUCUUCUGGGCGCUGCCCCCCCAGCCGGGCCGGAUCGAGGGCUUCAAACUCUUCCACCGCAAACUGCCCAGCCCCCACUUCGAGGGGCCACAGCUCCUGGCCAACACGGCCAACUCCUACGUCUAUAGCAACCUGGAGCCCUCGGCCGCCUACGAACUCCGGCUCCAGGCCUUCAACGGGAACGGAGACAGCAACAGCAGCGUGCGGGUCGUCCGGCUGGAGGGGAGCGGCCCGACGCUGGACGCUGACCCCGCGUGCCCGUGUCGGCCGGGGGAGGAGAGCUCGCUGCCCGGCGUCGUGGUGGGCGUCCACAUCGGCAUGGCCUGCAUCAUCUUCUGCCUCCUCUUCCUCAUGCUCGGCUACCACAGGAGCCUGUUCUGCAGGAAGGGCGCUCAGGGCAGCUGGACGGUGCCCCGGGGCGCAGAGCUGGCCCAGCCCGGUGCCCGCGACGCCCCCCGCAGCCUGUGCACCCAGCUGGGGGAGGCCAAGCCAGUGGAGAUGAUCGACCUGGUCCCCCAGACUCGGCCGCGCCCAGAUGUGCCCCAUGUCGAAGUCCCCAUCGAGCGCUACCCUCCCCCGCAGCCCCCCGGGUAGCACUGC
This is a messenger RNA of Terrapene triunguis (Three-toed box turtle), 2133 nucleotides long. RefSeq names its product immunoglobulin superfamily DCC subclass member 3-like. The record is from RefSeq and is a predicted model, not a curated record. Gene Ontology annotation, biological process: cell-cell adhesion; axon guidance. Gene Ontology annotation, cellular component: axon; plasma membrane. Gene Ontology annotation, molecular function: protein binding. The transcript has 14 exons. The coding region runs from base 1 to 2127 and encodes 708 amino acids. Lineage: Eukaryota; Metazoa; Chordata; Testudines; Emydidae.